Molecule: messenger RNA, 474 nt
Organism: Megalops cyprinoides (Indo-Pacific tarpon)
Lineage: Eukaryota; Metazoa; Chordata; Actinopteri; Elopiformes; Megalopidae
Product: golgin subfamily A member 6-like protein 7
Exons: 5
Coding region: 1-474 (157 amino acids)
Source: RefSeq, a predicted model, not a curated record
AUGAGGGAAAAGGAAGAUAUCGAACACAUGAAGGCUGAGAUGAAAGUACAGAAAGAAAUGGGAAAAGAUGAGGUGGAAGCCACCAUGGCUCAAGCUGUGACACAGAAGGAAAUGGUGGAAGUCAUGAUGGAGGAUCUGGAGAAGCAGAAAGACAAAAUGGCUGUCAUUAAGGCUGACCUGCAGAAAGACAAAGAAGAAAUGGAACAAAGCAGGGAGGAGAUGAAGAGAGAGCAAGAUGACUUGGAAAAAGAAAAGGCUGAGCUAAAGGAAAUGGUGGAACUCAUGAUGGAGGAUCUGGAGAAGCAGAAAGACAAAAUGGCUGUCAUUAAGGCUGACUUGCAGAAAGACAAAGAAGAAAUGGAACAAAGCAGGGAGGAGAUGAAGAGAGAGCAAGAUGAAUUGGAAACAAUCAAAGAGGUGAUAAUGAGGGAAAAGGAAGAUAUCGAACAAAUGAAGGCUGAGAUGAAAUCAUGA